Molecule: messenger RNA, 6217 nt
Organism: Loxodonta africana (African savanna elephant)
Lineage: Eukaryota; Metazoa; Chordata; Mammalia; Proboscidea; Elephantidae
Gene: DAAM2
Product: dishevelled associated activator of morphogenesis 2
Exons: 24
Coding region: 223-3426 (1067 amino acids)
Biological process (GO): regulation of non-canonical Wnt signaling pathway; actin cytoskeleton organization; positive regulation of canonical Wnt signaling pathway
Molecular function (GO): small GTPase binding; actin binding
Source: RefSeq, a predicted model, not a curated record
GGAAGAAAUGUAAAUGCCUCCAGGCAAAGGAGCUGGUGGGAACCAAGAGAACCUUUUGGAGAAGGAAGGGGGCCUUGGGUAUUGUGUUGAGAGCUCCUGCCAGUCUGUGGGAUGAAGAGGUUAUGAAGAUUACUGUGGCUGACUACUCUGUGCUCUCUGUUCUGCCCAGAUCACGAUGAGGACCUAGGGCAGCUGCCUGCUGACCCCCAGCCUGCAGAGACCAUGGCCCCCCGCAAGAGGAGCCGCCAUGGCCUGGGCUUCCUGUGCUGCUUCGGGGGCAAUGACCUCCCCGAGAUCAACCUCCGGGACAACCACCCUCUGCAGUACAUGGAAUUCUCCAGCCCCAUUCCAAACCCAGAGGAGCUUAACGUCCGAUUUGCGGAGCUGGUGGAUGAGUUGGAUCUCACCGACAAAAACCGGGAGGCUGUGUUUGCACUGCCUCCUGAGAAGAAAUGGCAGAUCUACUGCAGCAAGAAGAAGGAGCAGGAGGACCCCAACAAGCUGGCAACCAGCUGGCCUGACUAUUAUAUCGACCGUAUCAACUCCAUGGCAGCGAUGCAGAGUCUGUACGCAUUUGAUGAGGAGGAGACCGAGAUGAGGAACCAAGUCGUGGAAGACCUGAAGACAGCUCUUCGAACGCAGCCCAUGAGGUUUGUGACCCGCUUCAUCGAGCUGGAAGGCUUGACCUGUCUGCUGAAUUUCCUCCGGAGCAUGGACCACGCCACCUGUGAGAGUCGCAUCCACACCUCGCUCAUUGGCUGCAUCAAGGCACUGAUGAACAACUCCCAGGGCCGGGCUCAUGUGCUGGCACAGCCUGAGGCCAUCAGCACCAUUGCACAGAGCCUGCGCACGGAGAACAGCAAGACCAAGGUGGCGGUUCUGGAGAUCCUGGGUGCCGUGUGCCUGGUGCCUGGAGGCCACAAGAAGGUACUGCAGGCCAUGCUGCACUAUCAGGUGUAUGCGGCCGAGCGGACGCGCUUCCAGACGCUGCUGAACGAGCUAGACCGAAGUUUGGGCCGAUACCGGGAUGAAGUGAAUCUGAAAACAGCUAUCAUGUCCUUUAUCAACGCUGUCCUCAAUGCUGGAGCUGGAGAGGAUAAUCUGGAGUUCCGCCUGCAUCUACGGUAUGAGUUCCUGAUGCUGGGGAUACAGCCUGUGAUUGACAAACUCCGGCAGCAUGAGAAUGCCAUCCUGGACAAGCAUUUAGACUUCUUCGAGAUGGUCCGGAAUGAAGAUGACCUGGAGCUAGCCAGAAGGUUUGACAUGGUCCAUAUCGACACCAAGAGUGCAUCCCAGAUGUUUGAGCUGAUCCACAAGAAGCUGAAGUACACUGAGGCCUACCCUUGUCUGCUGUCUGUCCUGCACCACUGCCUGCAAAUGCCCUAUAAGCGGAACGGUGGCUACUUCCAGCAGUGGCAGCUCCUAGACCGCAUCCUCCAGCAGAUUGUCCUCCAGGAUGAGAGGGGCGUGGACCCUGACUUGGCUCCAUUGGAGAACUUCAAUGUCAAGAACAUCGUCAACAUGCUCAUCAAUGAGAACGAAGUGAAACAGUGGCGAGAACAGGCUGAGAAGUUCCGGAAAGAACACACAGAGCUGGUGAGCCGGCUGGAGAGGAAGGAGAGGGAAUGCGAGACAAAGACGUUGGAGAAAGAAGAGAUGAUGCGGACACUGAACAAGAUGAAGGACAAGCUGGCCCGAGAGUCCCAGGAGCUACGCCAGGCUCGGGGACAAGUGGCAGAGCUGGUAGCCCAACUCAGUGAAAUCUCAACAGGCCCUGUAUCCUCUCCGCCUCCCCCUGGGGGCCCACUCACCUUGUCUUCCUUGAUGACAACCAAUGACCUGCCUCCACCCCCACCCCCUCUACCCUUUGCCUGCUGCCCCCCACCGCCACCGCCACCCCUUCCACCUGGUGGGCCUCCCACUCCCCCAGGUGCCCCACCUUGCUUCAGCAUGGGCAUGCCCCUCCCACCGGACCCCUUCCCUAGCAAUGAUGCUCCACUCAGGAAGAAGCAUGUUCCCCAGCCUUCCCACCCACUGAAGUCCUUCAACUGGGUCAAGCUGAAUGAGGAACGUGUCCCUGGUACCGUAUGGAAUGAGAUUGAUGACAUGCAGGUAUUUCGGAUUCUGGACCUAGAGGAUUUUGAAAAAAUGUUUUCAGCCUAUCAGAGGCAUCAGAAAGAGUUGGGUUCCACUGAGGACAUCUACCUGGCCUCCCGCAAGGUCAAAGAGCUGUCGGUCAUCGACGGCCGGAGGGCCCAGAACUGCAUCAUCCUCCUCUCCAAGCUGAAGCUUUCUAACGAGGAGAUCCGGCAGGCCAUCUUGAAGAUGGAUGAGCAGGAGGACCUCGCGAAGGACAUGCUGGAGCAGCUCCUCAAGUUCAUCCCAGAGAAGAGUGACAUUGACCUCCUGGAGGAACACAAGCAUGAGAUCGAGCGGAUGGCCCGUGCCGACCGCUUCCUUUAUGAAAUGAGCAGGAUCGACCACUACCAGCAGCGACUGCAGGCCCUCUUCUUCAAGAAGAAGUUCCAGGAGCGGCUGGCUGAGGCCAAGCCCAAAGUAGAAGCCAUCCUGCUGGCCUCCCGGGAGCUGACCCGCAGCAAGCGUCUAAAGCAAAUGCUAGAGGUCAUCUUGGCCAUUGGAAACUUCAUGAACAAAGGGCAGCGUGGGGGUGCCUACGGGUUCCGGGUAGCCAGUCUCAACAAGAUCGCUGACACCAAGUCCAGCAUUGACAGAAACAUCUCUCUGCUCCAUUACCUGAUCAUGAUCCUGGAGAAGCAUUUCCCUGACAUCCUGAACAUGCCCUCAGAGCUGCAGCACCUUCCAGAAGCCGCCAAAGUCAACCUGGCAGAGCUGGACAAGGAGGUGGGCAACCUCAAGAGGGGCCUCAGAGCAGUCGAGGCGGAGCUGGAAUAUCAGAAACGCCAGGUGCGGGAACCCAAUGACAAGUUUGUCCCAGUCAUGAGUGACUUCAUCACUGUCUCCAGCUUCAGCUUUUCAGAGCUGGAGGACCAGCUAAAUGAGGCCAGGAACAAGUUCGCCAAGGCUCUGAUACACUUCGGGGAGCAGGAGAGCAAGAUGCAGCCAGACGAAUUCUUUGGCAUCUUUGACACCUUCCUGCAGGCCUUCUUGGAGGCCCGGCAGGACCUGGAGGCCAUGAGGAGGAGGAAGGAGGAGGAGGAGCGGCGGGCACGCAUGGAGGCUAUGCUGAAGGAGCAGAGGGAGCGGGAGCGGUGGCAGCGGCAGCGGAAGGUCCUCGCAGGCAGCGCGCUGGAGGAGGGAGGCGAGUUUGAUGACCUGGUGUCGGCCCUGCGCUCCGGGGAAGUUUUCGACAAGGACUUGAGCAAGCUCAAGCGCAGCCGCAAACGUUCAGGGAGCCAGGCCCUGGAAGUCACCCGGGAGCGGGCAAUAAACAGGUUAAAUUAUUGACCUGGGGACUGGCCACAGAUGAAGGCCGGGAGAUAGGGGCCGGUCCAGAGGGGCUGGGUGGAGGAAGUGGUGAUGCUUAAACAGUGUGGUGCUCAGUGUGGAGCCCUGGGCUGGGUCCCAGGGUGGUGGGUGUGCCCAGCUGCACCAGGAGUCGCCCCACACUUGGCUUAAGGGGGCUCCUCUCAUCUCCCCUUCAUAUUAUCCUUUCUGUAUCCCUGCCCCCAGGGGUCAUCUUCUGAGGAUGGCCUGGACAUCCCUGGCGGGGCCUAGGCCACCGGCCAGGUAACCACAGGCUGAGAGAGCCCUGUUCCCCAUCCCCCACCAUGGGCACUCACAUAGUGGCACAGAAUGGUCCCAGAUCUAGAUCCAAGGGGCCCAUGUACCUUGUCCCGAUUUCAUGUGCACUGGGGAGGAACAGAGUGGGGGUGGACCCCCAGGAGCUGGGGUGAGGGAGUCUGGGUUCACAUCCCUCUAGAGGCUUGGAACAUCCAGCUGAGCUCCAGAGCUAGGGUGAACUUUCUACUUGGAUGGAAAAGGAAGAGGCGUUAUAUAUUCUAACUAGAUCAGCUCCGAUAUAUUCCAGGAAAAAAAAAAAAUGCUGGGAGGAUGAUGCAAGCACUAAAGCCAUCAGGACACAGAGCACCAGUGUCUGUUUCCUGCAUCAUGAUUCCAUUGGCCUCCCUCUUGCAUGUCUUAAGUCUCCUGCCCUUCCUUCCCUACCCCCACCUCCAUCCUAUCUAGCAAUGCAGAAUUCCAGAAAACUCACCUUUGGGUUCCACUGACUAUGGAUGAAUCUGGUAUGGGAGGAAGUUCCAAGAAAGAUCCCAUUCAUCACCCCAUCUCAUGCCUUGGACACAGGGACUCUGGAACGACCUCUCCCCCAACCUUCCCCAUACAACCUGCCCAUUGUCUUGAAGUGAGAUGGUGACCUCACAUGUUGCCUAGGAGUUCCUCCUGAUAGCCACUCACCAGAGGGCAACACUUGAAUGCCAUCUCUAUCCAAGAGCUCCCUAUUCUACCACCUAAUGUCACACAGAUCCUGUCUUUCUAAUACGUGCCACAGGGCAGAAGCCACCUGACCUCCCACUCUGUCUAGCCUGCAGAAGACUAUUUUGAACCACAUGUGCCCUGCUAUAAGAGUCAGUUCCUGAGAGGGUCCCAAGGGCCAGAGCUGCCUAUCUGCAUUUACAAGUCACUGCUAAGGCAUUGUGUCAGGGGGCUGAGAGAAGAGCAGGUGGGGGAAGCUGGGGAGAUGGAGGAAGAAGGAGGAAGGCCAACUCCUCCGGGGAGCACACUGACUGAAAGAGUCAAAGGAGGAAGCUGAGAGGGGGCUCCCACCCCAUAUCUCUGUUACCCAAUUUGGUUCUUCAACCUGACUUCCAAGGGGCCUGUUUGGGUUCUCCUGUCCACUUCCACCUUGCAUUUUGUCAGUCUUGAGCUUUUCCUUGGGAGGCAGACAACGGCUGUUAUCUAGACAAAUUUUCUCUCUUCUAAAGGAGGGUGAGGUUUACUCCACUAAGGCUCACUACAUUUUCACCCCAGAGACAACCUUUCAUCCUGUCUGAGGCCAGCCCUGCCUGACCCAUCAACCAGCUCCUCAUCCUUCAGCCCCCUGCCCUUCCUUUUGUCUCUCACCUUCCUAACCCAAUCCUCUGGCUCAGGGUAUCCAGUGGACAGACUGGUGGGCUGGGCCCACUUUUCAGCUGCCUAUCUUCUGCCUUUUCCCUACAUUACAUUCCUGGGGGUGGGACUUGUAGCUGGGGUGGAAGAAACAGAUUUGGUGAGCCCAGCAUGUGUGUUGGUUUGAGUGGGUGUGCGUUUGAGUUCUGGUGGGAGGGACCUGAGCAAGUGCAAGCCUGGCUGGGACAGGUGUGAAGAAGCCAUCCUGGAAUUCAGGCGAGGGCAAGAUGCAGGCUUCUAGGAAGAACAGCUGCAGAGAGCUCUGUUAUACCCAUCUGCACACCCAGAGCCCCCACUGCAGGAAGCAGGUGUUGGGAAGGUUGUGGGUGGGCCCCCUACUCCUCUCCCAAGCUGGCUGGGCUGAGGGAAACCUCACCUGCCAGAGCCAGGGAACAGAGGAGGGCUCCCCCAUCUGUCCAACAAGCAUUUCCAAACCUUGACAUUCCACCCACCAUGGAAGACUGGAUAUACACCAGCAAAGACAAGGGAUGUGGAAGCUGUUCAUGACACACUCAAUCUGCAGAAAAGCAUAGUUUGAUUUAACUGUUUACAGAGGGCACAUAUAUUAUUCCGGGGCCCAGGCUUCUCACCCCCAGUGAUUUCUCUUUAUUUAUUAUUUUCUAGUUCUGGCCAAAGGCUCUGGUGCCAGAGGUUAUUGUAGCCAGAUACCCAAUAGUGCCUUGGAUCAUGGACCAUGGUGGGUAACUAGAAGGGGCUGGUGCUCCACAGAGGUGGCUGAGAUGGUCCUUGAUAUGCUAAAUGUUGAAGCCUACUACAUUUGUUUCUUGGUCCUGCUUUCCCAGCACCCUUCCUGCCCCUCCUCCACUUUUGGGUAGAUCUUACCCACUGUCUAAUUUUGUGUCCAAUGUAAAAUUCAUAGUCGACCUAAUACAACCUGGUCCCUUCUCAGCAGUAGCACCCACUUCACUCUCCCCUGGGUUGGAAGUCAAGGGUGUUGAGGGCAGUGGGAGGAGACAACUUUCCAAGUGGAUGGGGAGGGGUCUGGGCCAGGCUUUUCCCAUUCCAUUUCUACCAAAUGGGGCACUGUGACCAUCUCCCCCACCUCUACCAGUGAGGCCUUCAUGCCGCCGCUGCUCUCACCAGCUGUCUU